CGCAGCUGUGAGAUGAGUAAAACUUCCUAAGAGGUACACAAGGUCGGCUGCCCUGCCCAGCAGGUGCUCCCCUGACAGCUCCCUUCCUCCCACAGUGUGGUUCCUCACACAGACCCAAGGAAAAUAAGAACAGUAACCAAGAAAAAACAACAUCCAGAAUGCCCCAAAACGUUAUUCUCCAAGGACCGGCACCCUGGGGAUUCAGGCUCUCGGGAGGAAUAGAUUUUAACCAACCCUUGAUCAUAACCAGGAUUACACCUGGAAGCAAGGCUUCAGCUGCCAACCUGUGCCCUGGUGAUGUUAUUGUAGCUAUUGAUGGUCUAGGCACAGAGAACAUGACACAUAAUGAUGCCCAGGAGAGAAUUAAAGCAGCUGCACAUCAACUUUGUUUGAAAAUAGAGAGGUCAGGAACUAAAUUAUGGUCCCCACAAGUUUCAGAAGAUGGCAAAGCACAUCCCUUCAAGAUAAAUUUGGAAGCUGAACCACAGGAUAUGAACUACUUUGAACACAGGCAUAACAUUCGUCCCAAACCUUUCAUAGUCUCGGGACGAAGCAGUGGAUGCAGCACUCCUUCAGGGAUUGACUGUGGCAGUGGACGCAGUACCCCCUCUUCAAUUAGCACAGUUAGCUCUAUCUGCCCCACCGAGCUGAAAGCAGUGUCUAAGAUGGCCCCUAACAUUCCCUUGGAAAUGGAGCUUCCCGGUGUCAAGAUUGUACAUGCUCAGUUUAACACACCCAUGCAGUUGUACUCAGAUGACAAUAUCAUGGAAACACUGCAAGGCCAAGUUUCUACAGCUCUGGGGGAAACACCUGUUAUAAGUGACCCAUCUCCCAACUCCGUGCCUCAGUCUGAUGUGUACAAGAUGCUGCAUUCCAACCAGGAGGAGCCCAGUGAACCUCGCCAGUCUGGCUCCUUUAAGGUGCUCCAGAAUUUAGUCUCCGAGGAAGAUGGACGCCCUGCGGGCACAAGAAGUGUGAAAGCACCUGUAACAAAGGUACCUUCUGCCAUGCCUGGUGUUCAGAAAGUGCCACUGUGUGACAAGUGUGGGAAUGGGAUUGUAGGAACAGUGGUGAAGGCACGUGAUAAAUACCGGCACCCAGAAUGUUUUGUGUGCUCUGACUGCAAUCUCAACCUGAAACAAAAAGGCUACUUCUUUGUGGAGGGCCAACUGUACUGUGAAGCUCAUGCUCGAGCUCGCAUGAGGCCACCAGAGGGAUAUGAAGCAGUUACUGUUUAUCCAAAAUGCUAGUCUUACAUUAACACACAAAUACAUGCAUGCACACAAAAAGCCAUUAACAGCUUAGAACUGCAGUACAAGUGUCAUGACCUCUGCCUGAUUCCAAAGUAGCAGCUUUUAAACCUUUUCUUGUGGGAUUCUGAGGGAGGCAGAAGUCCCUAGAAGCCAGCAGUAGCAUAUUAUACCAGUCAAAUUCUGCUAAAAUACUCGCUUUGAAGUUGUCAAUAUAACCCAGUGAAGUAUAAACUAAACCAGCUGUACUGGAAUAAAAAAAGUUAAACAGCCAAGGGGUUACAUAAUUACUACAACAUAUACAUAAGUGCUGUAAUCAAGGCAUGUUAAACACAAAUUAAGUAUCUUUGCAAACACCAAAGCCAUCAAAGUGUUACAGGCUGGGCCCUAACAAAUGUAGAAACUUGACAGAUCAUUUGAGAAGCAGCUAUUUUACAUGGGUAGCACAAAACAAGCAGUUGUUCAUGUCUGCCUCCACCAUCUAUUAUUCAACUACCAUUAAUGUCGGACAGAAAUAGAUUUUGCUUACUUUGCUUUGAAUUUGGGGUUAUAUUGACUUAAUGUUCUGAUGCAGCAACUGUGAUAAGAAAUAAAUAUAAAAUGAUACAAUAAAACAGCUUGUAUAAUAAAGACUGUUUAGUAAGAAGCAAAGAGGAGAUCUUUGUUGUUUUAAUGAUUUGUUAUGAAAUUAGCUUUCACAUCACUUAGCAGAAUUUUUUUUGAGGCAUGCACACACAUAUAUUUGUUUUUUGGAAAAAAAGAAACCCAAAACACACUCAAAUAGGAAAUGACUCAAGUUGACAAUGAAGGUAAAUUUUAAAACCUUUCUGCAGAAAAUCAUUGUCUUUUUGCAUCUCCAUCUUUCAAUUUCUGUAAUAGAAACAAGGGGGAAAUACCAUAAAAAUAUUUUUAUUGCUGGUAAAUUAAAACUUGAACAACUUUACAAAUAAAUGUUGAUUAAAAUACGCAAAUGAAAGGACUUAUAUUUAAAAAGCCUGGUGAAAAAAAAAAAAAAAAAACAGUCCUAAGGAAAAUAAUAAAGUUUUUAAAUAAAUUUCUGAGAUUUUUAAGAGCUGCAUUGCUUUCAGGUAGGUGACAGCUACGUAUACACACCUGACUGACAAACCAAACCUCAGCAUUUUCAAAACCAAUUCAUAAAUAAUUUCUUGGGGUAUUCUGAAACCACUUUAAAGUAGAAAAAUCUACAAAAUCUUACAUCAAGUCUACAAGACUAGCAGAAAUUAAUAACUCAGUGGCAAACAAUCUAUUACACUUUUCCUGUUCUAUAAUAUAAGGAGCCUAAAAUGUAAGAAUAUGGAGCCAAAAUAAGAAACUGUAUGUACUUUAAAUUUAUUCUAAAAAUUCAGUUGUGCCCAAAGCUUGAAAUGUAAUGUCCACAUAUUCAAAGACUUUUCAAAAUGUUUUUUCUUAAAGUUUUAUUUCAGAAUGUAAAUGUUUUAAACAUAUGUGUGUCACUGCAUUUAUAAUUUAUGUCUGCAUAUGAAAAGCAGACAUUAAAUAAAUAAAAUAAAAUAAAAUAAAGGUGUUGUACCCUUUUAAAGGUUAGUUUCUGAAUUAUUUUUAGGCACAAAACAUAUUUCUGCUUCUCAGGUGCCAUGGAGGUUAUGGGUAGCAUUUAUACUUUUCCACUGAUAAAGCCCAUAAAAUAAAACUGAAAAUGCUUUUGAAAGUGAGAGUGGACAAAAAAUCUAUUUUUACAAACCUAAAAUGUCAUCAGUGUUUUAAAAUAUUUGCUUGAUGUUCAUUUCUUUGUGGAAUAACUGAAGGUAAAAAUAAAUCUACUACAUAUGACAACAA
Molecule: messenger RNA, 3068 nt
Organism: Apus apus (common swift)
Lineage: Eukaryota; Metazoa; Chordata; Aves; Apodiformes; Apodidae
Gene: PDLIM3
Product: PDZ and LIM domain 3
Exons: 8
Coding region: 159-1250 (363 amino acids)
Biological process (GO): heart development; actin cytoskeleton organization; muscle structure development
Cellular component (GO): adherens junction; stress fiber; filamentous actin
Molecular function (GO): actin binding; muscle alpha-actinin binding
Source: RefSeq, a predicted model, not a curated record